AUGGCUAUUAAGUGGUCGAAGUUGAUUGUCUGGGAUUUCGGUCGGAUAUUUGCUAGGAGCUCUAUGCAUACGAACCUAUGUCUUAGCAAAGGACGCGCAAUGAAUCCAUUUUACGAUAUUCACAAAAAGCAGAGUGACCCGAAACGCCAAGAUCCAGAAUAUUUUGAGAAAGCUGCUGAAGCUCUCCCCCUCGACGACUUUUAUAUCGAUGCGCUUGGAAAUUUAUAUGAAGAAAAGAUAAGUUCCGAAAGAGAUAUAAAUAUGCGAGGUGAUGAUAAAAUGAUUGGUAAGGAUUCAAGUGAAUGGCUUCCGGCAAUCGAUUUAAAUGAUCCGCGGCUUGCGUAUCGGCAAGUCGACGCAUUGCGCAAUGCGCCUGAUUCCGUGAAAAAGAUAUUCAGCGUAAAAUAUGGAACACGUCGUGAUAGGACGGAUGCAUGGAGAUCAGCGCUUAUUGAGAAAGUAAAGCAUCACGAUCUUGAUAAAAGUUCAAUUGAAACGAAAAGUUUGUUUUUUUUUUCAUUAUUAAUUUUUAUUUUCAAUUUUAAACCUGGUUGGCUUACUAAGCAAAUCAAUCUUGCAAUUCAAAUGCGUCGUAAAUUUCUGCGUAUAUUGCAAGAGAUGGACUCUGCAGCUUUUGAAAAAAUACUCAAAGAAUUAAAAAUUGCAUAUAACGUACCUAAAUUGCCUGAACAAAUGAUUGAAAGACGAAGAAAAGCAUGGGCUGAAGCAAUGUUAGAUAUUCGGUUGCAUAAAUCAAAAGAAUCAAAGCUUGCUGAGUUGCAUCAACGAUAUAUUAAAGAAAGAGUGCAAAAAGUCAAAGCUGAAAUUGAAUCUAUCGAAAAUCGCCUCAAAGCGAUUAAACUACUUGAAACAGGUGUUGAAGAUAAUUUGCCGAAAUAUCAGCCAAACUUAAUCGAUUGUGUAUCCGAAAGAGCUAUGCAUGCGGCAUUAUUUUAUCAUCCGAAGCCUCUUGUAAAGAAUUAA
Dracunculus medinensis (Guinea worm) is the source of this 984-nucleotide messenger RNA. NCBI's taxonomy places the organism in Eukaryota, Metazoa, Nematoda, Chromadorea, Rhabditida, Dracunculidae. The record is from the annotation of a GenBank genome assembly.